This is a messenger RNA of Varanus komodoensis (Komodo dragon), 1200 nucleotides long. RefSeq names its product sulfotransferase 1C2-like. The coding region runs from base 123 to 1037 and encodes 304 amino acids. Gene Ontology annotation, biological process: sulfation. The transcript is spliced from 8 exons. NCBI's taxonomy places the organism in Eukaryota, Metazoa, Chordata, Lepidosauria, Squamata, Varanidae. Gene Ontology annotation, molecular function: sulfotransferase activity. The record is from RefSeq and is a predicted model, not a curated record. Gene Ontology annotation, cellular component: cytoplasm.
CAGACAGUCUGAGAGAGGAGAGAGGACCUGCUUAACAUAGUAAGACCUGUUGAUUGGAAGAACGGAGCUUGUGCUUAAUUCUGACAGAGAGGGUGAGGCGAUCCUGGCACCCACUCCAGAGGAUGGAUUUCCAGUCAGCAAUGGAGGCAUUGGACCCCAAGGAUACCAAGCGCUGCACCUUGGAAGAGGUGCAGGGGGUCCCUUUGUUCCCAGACCUGGUGGAGCAGUGGGAUUCUCUGUGGAACUUUAAAGCCCGGCCUGAUGACCUUCUCAUUUGCACUUAUCCCAAGGCAGGGACCACCUGGAUGCAGGAAAUUGUGGACAUGAUACAGCAAGGAGGAGACGUACAGAAAUGUGCACGGGCCCCCAUCUACGAACGGAUACCUUUUAUAGAGAUGUGUUUUAUAAAACUUCUCCCCACAGGUUUCGAAAUGGUGGAGGCCAUGCCUUCCCCAAGAACACUCAAAUCUCACUUCCCAGUCCAUCUCCUGCCUCCUUCCUUCUGGGAACAGAACUGCAAGAUCAUAUACGUGGCCAGGAAUGCGAAGGACGUUGCAGUCUCUUACUUCCACUUCCACCGCAUGGGCAAGCUGUUUCCAGAACCUGGAAACUGGGAUGAGUUUUUGGAGAAGUUCAUUGCUGGGAAGGUCGCCUGGGGCUCUUGGUCUGACCAUAUUCUGAACUGGUGGAAGGCCAAGGAUCAUCACCCGAUUCUGUACCUCUUCUAUGAAGACAUGAAAGAGGAUCUAGCCCGGGAAAUCCGGAAGGUAGCGCAUUUCCUGGGUGUAGAGCUCCCAGAGCCAAUUCUGAACCGGAUCGUGCAGCACACGCAGUUUGAGAGCAUGAAAGCAAACCCGAUGUGCAAUCUCAGCACCAUGCCGCCUGAACUUGUAGAUCCGAACAUGCCUCCGUUCAUGAGAAAAGGCAUCGUCGGAGACUGGAAGGAACACUUCUCAGAGGCUCAAAGGAAACAGCUGGAUGACAUCUGUACCCAGUUACUGGCAGGCACUGGCCUGACCUUCCGCACAGAGCUAUAAGUGCCUCUCUGGACCACUCAACUUCAGGAAAAUAUGUUUGUGGAACAUUGAUUUCAACUGCAUGUAAUAAAAUGUGACCAGAAACCCCAAGUGUUGGGAAAAUUCAGAUAAAUCCUGAUAGGAAAAGGUUGCUUAUAUGUGCCUUUGUGUUAUAAAAUCAAAC